This is a messenger RNA of Magallana angulata, 1107 nucleotides long. Its product is annotated as chymotrypsin-like elastase family member 1. Bases 80 to 910 code for a protein of 276 amino acids. The record is from RefSeq and is a predicted model, not a curated record. The transcript has 6 exons. Gene Ontology annotation, molecular function: serine-type endopeptidase activity. Gene Ontology annotation, biological process: proteolysis. Lineage: Eukaryota; Metazoa; Mollusca; Bivalvia; Ostreida; Ostreidae.
AUUUGUCUACAAUUCAAACAAAACCUUACCUAGAAAUAUUCCGGGUGCCGUGGUUACUAGCUGAUAGGGAAAUGUCGACAUGAAGAUCGCAACGUGUGGGUUGGUGAUAUUUGUUCUUGCAAAUGGGGCGUUGGGGAAACAUUUCCCGCUGCGGCAUCCCGUCCCCCUAACCCACAAGUCUACGACCCCGCCCUCCGCGGGUCAUCGUAUAGUGGGUGGCAGCCCCUCCACUCCCCACUACUGGCCCUUCAUGGUGUCCCUGCAAACUCACGGCGGCUUCCAUUUCUGUGGCGGGGUUUUGGUGACCACGAGAUGGGUGUUGACAGCGGCUCAUUGCCUUGACCACCAGAACGAACUGUCUUUCCGAGUAGUUCUUGGUAAACACAACAUUUCUGCCAGUGAGGGGACCGAGCAGAUCAGGAACCUGUCGUCAAUCCACAAGAAUCCGUUCUACAACAUCCAGCACCCCGACUUUAACUUCUACCUGCCCAAUGACGCGGCGCUGCUGGAGCUGAGCCAGCCGGUGGUGGAGAACCACUACGUCAGGAUCGCCAUGCUGCCCACCAAGUGUAACGACUUCACCGCCCAGGACUGCAUCGCCAUUGGCUGGGGCAAGACACAGGAUGCCAGUCAAUCAGACGUCCUCCAGGAAACUCCGAUGACGGUCAUCGACACCAGCCUGUGCAGCGCCACCUGGGGGAGUUACGUGUACUACGACAGUUUGUGUGUGAUCAGUUACGGAAGUACACCCUGCUCCGGAGACAGUGGGGGUCCCUUAGUGUGCCUGGACCGGUCGCAGUACGUGGUGGCCGGGGUGUCCUCCUGGGGGGACGUGGAAUGUGGGUUCCACCCCUCCAUCUACACCAAGCUGUCCGAGUCACUGUCAUGGAUCCACGACAUUGCCAAGUAACCAUAGGCAACCAGAUACUUCAACCAAUCAGUGCACAGAAUGAGGCAUCACAUUGAUGCAUGUAACUAAUUUCUUAUCAUAGUCCAGAAUUCAUAAGGAGUAUAUAACUUGAUAUUAUUUCAUAAAUUGUAUUGCAUAACUGAGACAAUGUGUUAGCUUUUAGAAUUUAUUGAAUAUAAUAAAUUAAGGACAGUUGU